Messenger RNA from Annulohypoxylon truncatum, 1935 nucleotides. RefSeq lists its product as uncharacterized. The transcript has 7 exons. The coding region runs from base 1 to 1935 and encodes 644 amino acids. Lineage: Eukaryota; Fungi; Ascomycota; Sordariomycetes; Xylariales; Hypoxylaceae. The record is from RefSeq and is a predicted model, not a curated record.
AUGUCAUCAGACACUAUGGUGACUUCUAGCAAUCAACAUACCCCCAGAAGAUGGAUGAGCACUAGAGAUAAUGAGAUCAUCAAAAGUCUUAUUGGAAUCAGUACGGACACAAGUCCGCUGAAAUCAGCAGGUGAUAUAGGGAAUUCCUUCAGUUCUCUAUUCCAAGCUAAAGCCUCCUCAACAGCUUCUCCGACACAAACGCCGCUGGGAUCUCUUCCCCUUUCCGGUUCGGAGAGAAACGGCCAAUUUGCGAGCGAUAUUGGAGAACAAGUCGUCUCGUCACAGGCUACUGACAGCCAGAUCGGGCCUAUGGUGCCUAGAUCCUCAAACUAUAUGUAUGGCUUGCUGAGCCCAACUGACAAGGGCGUGCCGACAUACGCAGUCGAGUCUGAUACUUCUGAAGACGAUGAAGUGCCUCUUGUUCGGCGGUUGACUGAUAAGGAUGGGUCAAGCGAGGAUCAUCCGAUGAACCAUAUGCCAGCACUUGACGACGAUGAUGAAUUAGAUAACCUUCCUCUGAGUCUAUCUAGGAGAUCAGAGAGACUGAGUAAGAAAGCAGAUCUUACCCCUGUAAUGGCUAAAUCAGAAAAUUGGGAUUACACCAAAUGGAAAUCUCCAUCGGGAGAAAUGCAACCAACCGCGGGAGCGUUGAUACCCCAAGGUUACAGACUCCAUGAUGACCCUCAAUUUCCAUGGGUCUGCCCAGUCCGUUCAUGUCGGACGUUAUAUGCAAAGCUAUGUGGACUUGGAUCUCACUUCAUUAUCACACAUAGGGGCUGGCUAUUCAACGAUAACGAGGAUGGUACAAUAUCCUCCGUUGGGAAGAGGGAGGGCGUUGGAUUGAGGAUGUCUCCUGCGAUAGUCUCUAGGAUGCCGCUGGACCCAAGCGAGCCUCCUAUGAUAGAACCAUCACUUCCUCAUUAUAGGAAGUUGGUGGGAGCGAAUUUUACUCAACCCGAAACCAAUCCUAGAGAAAAUGAGCCCGAUAAAGGUAUACGAUUUAGGAUAUCAUCUCCGUAUAACAUUUGUGCUCCGGCUCCUCCCAAAGGAGACACCGGUGAUACACUUUGGAGAUACAUCCAGAGCCACCUAGUACACACACCAUUGUCACCGGUACCAAAAUACUUUCGCAUACCAGAACUCCUAGAAUACUUGUACCGCAUUCGAGAUAUUGAGUUCAAUCCUCAUGCGCAAAACAAAUUCAAGGAUACAAUGGACCAAGACAUAGCAGCCAUGAUUAUUCAAGCUUGCUGCGAUCUGAAGCCAUGGUCAUUGAAGACUUAUCCCGAAUUAUCGAAUGUCGAUAUUUCCCAGAAUACACUUAAACGAAAAAUUGCUGAAUCAAAUUCACCUCGAUCAGCCGAAACCAAACCACUUCCAGAGAGGCGAUCGCUUAGGAACAUGCUGAAGAAUGAGCGCAGAAAAAAGAAAGAAAUUAUUCGCUCUAAUUCCAAUGAAUGUCCACCGCACUUACCAGCCUGCAAAAUUCAGCCCACGAAUAAACCGAAGAGAUUCAAUGUCCAUAGCAAUGGAAGUACAAGUGCUAUCGAUCCGGCCCAAAUGAUUGAACUCGAAACGUGGGAGAUUGCUCCUGGUCGUGUCCGAGAUGGAGCGAGAGAUAUCAUCGACAAUUUCGCGUUUUCAACAGCCUAUCUAGCGCAAAAUCAAUCAGUGCGCAUAUGUCGCGAAAUCUCGUUCCAAGUCAUCACUGUCAAGCCGGGCACUAUCUACAGCUGGGAGACAUGCGCGAUGUAUCUACGAUUGUGCUCAGUAGCAUCCGGCAAGCUCCAGGUCAAGAUACAUGGUCAAGAAUUCUUGAUGGGACCUAACGGAAUGGUGAUGAUCAAGCCUGGUGUAGAUUGUACUGUCAUGAAUAAGCUGUAUCUAGAUGCCGUUGUGCAUGUCACGAUAGUACCGAGUGAUUUAUGCGAAUAG